AUGACCAAGCGCGUCUGCCAGCGUGCCAAGAGCUCGUCGAGCCUGCCAGACGUCGCCCUCCACCGCAUUCUCCGCAUGCUGGAGAAUGGCUGCGACGUCGCCGCCUUCCUUGCUGCGCAGCCGCCGUUGACCCUGCCGCCCGAGCUCCUCGCGCUGCGAGACCUCGGCGCCGCCAUCAACCUCGCCGACCACUGGCCUGUUGUCCAUGUGACCAAGAUCCCAGUCCAGCAUGCUCGCUUGGCCAUCGCCGCGCUACCAGUGUUCAAGGGCAUCCACGUGGACCCGGGUUUUGCGGCGCUCGCCUGGCUCGACGCGACGCUACCGCCGCAUAUGCCCGUGUCGCUCGAUGUCGACCCCAAGGUUCCCGGCGCGCUCUGCGCCUUUGUGCACGUCUGGGGCAGCCACGUCGUCAACGUUGUUCUCAAGGGCCGCUAUGUCGAGCUCGACCCGAUCCCCGACGUCCUCGCACGCUGCGUCAACGUGGAAUCGGUGACCAUCAAGAACCGGGCCGGGCCAGAAAAGACAACGAC
Molecule: messenger RNA, 530 nt
Organism: Saprolegnia parasitica CBS 223.65
Lineage: Eukaryota; Oomycota; Saprolegniomycetes; Saprolegniales; Saprolegniaceae
Exons: 1
Source: RefSeq, a predicted model, not a curated record